Messenger RNA from Psilocybe cubensis, 1329 nucleotides. RefSeq lists its product as uncharacterized. The transcript is spliced from 3 exons. NCBI's taxonomy places the organism in Eukaryota, Fungi, Basidiomycota, Agaricomycetes, Agaricales, Agrocybaceae. Bases 1 to 1329 code for a protein of 442 amino acids. The record is from RefSeq and is a predicted model, not a curated record.
AUGUCAGACCGGAUGAAUCUCAACGCCGUGUUGGCAGGCCUCAGUAGCUCCUUAGAGUUUACUAUGGCGUGUUCACACGACCUUACUGUAGGCCUCUUCAACUCUGGCGCAGCUGCGCCGCAAUUCACUCGGGGCCUGGCAUUCCCAGAAGAUGUGCCAGCACAACUGGCGGCUCUCCAAGGCAACUUGAAGACAUUCUGGAGCGACGAUAUCGCAGGAACACUGCGGGCAAUGUAUAAGGUUAUGGGAGACUUGCUCGUUGCUGUACAAUCGCAAGCCGAUGUGACUUACACAGGGAUUCGGAGUCCAACUACGGCAUUUGCAAUUCAGGAACAGGACAUGGUUGAAUUUCUACAGGAUAUCUUGAAGGACGUUGGGGAACUUUUGUCCUCCUUCGAGAUGGCGAUUGCGCGAAGUGAAGAUAUAGGAAGGGGAUUUGAAGCUGUCAAUUGUCAACCAGUCUCUUCGUGCUCCUCGAGAAACGGUGAUACAAGCUCUACGCCUGAACCCUUUGUUCCCCCAGGAUUAUCUCCCGAGACUCAGUCUUUCGUUCGCGCCAGCAUCUCGUCAGCGAAUCCAGACAUUGGACAGUCGGCACGGUCAAUUAUCUCCUCAAUCAGCGAUACACAAGCAUAUCUAUCCCAUUUACGACAAUUUUGCGUCUCCGUCAGUUCGACGCUGCAAAAUUCCAUCCACGAUUCUAGAUACCCAGAGAAAAUGCAUGUUGGGGCGCCUGAUCAAACACUAUAUGCUUUGGUAGAAUCAUGUCGAACAGGUCGUCAGGAUGUACAAAUUGCCAUUGCAAAUAUUGCCCGGUCAGUAGAUGCCUUGGUGGUAGCUUCGACCUAUACUUGUCCUAUCCCAAACAUGUCCACGAUGACAAAGGCAGAAGACACGGAUCGGAGAAUCGCUGAGGUCCUCAACAAUGCAUCUUUAAACGAAGUUGCACAUGCUCCUGAGGAGCUUAAUAUUCAACUCCUUCAAGCUUUCGCAAGGGCAUCAUUAGCGCACAUAUCCUUUGGCACCCCACCUGUACCACAAGAUGCUGAAACAGAACCAAGGAUGGCGACGACAUACCGCCGAACGGCUUUCGCAUCCAUGCGCAAAGCGGAUAAUACACUGCCUGUGGGGGACAAAGUAGUCACCGAAGUAGCCGAGGGGAAAUCGGGGAUUGGGUCUGAAGUAGUAGUUCCUUCCGUCUUGUUUUUCAAUGUUCUAGGUGCAAUUUUGGAAAACAGAGAAGAUGAAACGAUUGACAAGGGUCAGGCGCCCACUACGGCAACGAGCGCUUAUUUUUGGCUUUACAUUUUCAGUUCCUACCAACAAUAA